UAAUUUCUGAGCUUAUACCUGACGCUCAACUGUCUCCAGUGAUGUGAUGACCCUGAAAUCUCCGAAAUUCCAUUUGGCUCCUCCCAUGGCUGCGUUCUCCUCCAUUUCCCCUUCCUCCUGGCCAAACCCUAACCCUAAUCCCAACCCGACCUCCAAUUUUCUCUCUCAGCACGACCGCCCAGACCGCUUCCAGGUCGCCGACGACGCCUCUCCGAUGCUUCUGUCGCCCAGCGCCGAACCGCAGGGGUACGAGGCGGACGGAGACGAAGAGGAUGAGGCUUCAUCUGUCUCCACCAAUUCGCUUUCCAAUCCGAAUCCUGAUACUGUACAAAACCCUAACCCCAACCCUAAUCCUGAUCCUAAUCCUACUCUCCAGGAUCGCGUGUUUUUGUCGUCUUCCCCCGUGCCGUCUUUGCUUCACAUCUCGUUCAAUCAGGACUAUGGGUGCUUCGCCACGGGUACGGACCACGGCUUCCGGAUCUAUAACUGCGACCCGUUUCGCGAGAUCUUCCGGCGAGACUUCGAUCACGGGGGCGGCAUAGGCGUGGUGGAAAUGCUGUUUCGGUGCAAUAUUUUGGCUUUGGUCGGGGGUGGACCCGACCCGCAGUACCCGCUCAACAAGGUCAUGAUCUGGGAUGACCAUCAGAGUCGGUGCAUCGGCGAAUUGUCGUUUCGGUCGGAGGUUCGUGCGGUUCGGCUUCGGCGGGACCGAAUUGUGGUGGUCUUGGAGCAGAAAAUAUUUGUGUACAAUUUUGCGGACCUGAAGCUACUUCAUCAGAUCGAGACGAUUGCGAACCCCAAGGGGCUUUGUGCGGUGUCGCAGGUGGCGGGAUCGAUGGUCCUGGUGUGUCCUGGACUGCAGAAAGGGCAGGUCAGGGUCGAGCAUUACGCGUCGAAGAGGACCAAGUUUAUCAUGGCCCAUGAUUCGAGGAUUGCAUGCUUUGCGCUCACACAGGACGGGCAGCUGCUUGCGACAGCGAGCACGAAGGGAACUCUGGUUAGGGUUUAUAAUGCUGUCGAUGGUACAUUGCUGCAAGAGGUAAGAAGGGGUGCAGAUAGAGCAGAGAUAUAUAGUCUGGCAUUUUCUCCAACUGCGCAGUGGCUAGCAGUCUCAAGUGACAAGGGCACCGUCCAUGUAUUUAACCUCAAAGUUAAUGCAGCAUCCCCAGGGAAUGACAACUUACGCACCACAUCUGAUCCCAAUCUAGCUGCUGCAUCUUCUGGUUCUUUCUCUUUCAUUAAGGGAGUAUUACCCAAAUAUUUUAAUUCUGAGUGGUCGGUGGCUCAAUUUCGAUUGCUGGAAGGUUCUCAAUACAUCGUAGCUUUCGGUCACCAAAAGAAUACUGUGGUUAUUCUUGGCAUAGAUGGAAGGUACGUGGAAAAUCCAAUACAAUUGUUUGUUGUAUCUGCAUUUUCCCGAGCAUGCAUAGAGACACCUGCUACCACAUGCAUCUUCUGUUUUGUUUGUCUUUUAAGAUGAAUAUGGUGCGUUGGAAACUUUGAAAGGAAAGAAUGGGUUAAUAUGGAACUCAGAGGUGCACUUUGCUCAUUGAUCACAACACCCACCAUACUUGCAAUUUCUAUUAUCAGUUUGAAAUGUGAUUAGGAGUGAAAAUAAAACUGUGCCAUCUUUUUUGGUCUUUAUUUUAAAUUGACAAUUUGAGAGAACAAGCUUGAGGUGUUUGUAAAAAGAUGGGUGAAUGUGUUGAAGAUGUUCUUGUCUUUCCUGCCUUUUGUUCUCCUGUUUGGAUGUGUAAUGAUAUUAUAGAACUUGAAUGCAGUUUCUACCGAUGUCAGUUUGACCCAGUAAAUGGUGGAGAGAUGACGCAGCUGGAGUAUCACAACUUCCUCAAGCCAGAAGAAGCCUUCUGAUGGAGAUCCAGGAUGUAUAUUAUUAUUUUUGUUUUUUUUUCCCCUUGUCAAUUCUUCUGCUGGAAGGUAAAUUGUGUUGUAAAUAUGAGUAUAGAUGGAUGAUAGUUGCAACUGGUUUACUGAUUUCACAAAUAUAAAAUAAAAAAGGUGGCUUGCUA
Messenger RNA from Malania oleifera, 2030 nucleotides. RefSeq names its product autophagy-related protein 18a. NCBI's taxonomy places the organism in Eukaryota, Viridiplantae, Streptophyta, Magnoliopsida, Santalales, Ximeniaceae. The transcript has 3 exons. Gene Ontology annotation, molecular function: protein binding; phosphatidylinositol-3,5-bisphosphate binding; phosphatidylinositol-3-phosphate binding. Gene Ontology annotation, biological process: autophagy of mitochondrion; protein lipidation; nucleophagy. Bases 47 to 1480 code for a protein of 477 amino acids. The record is from RefSeq and is a predicted model, not a curated record. Gene Ontology annotation, cellular component: cytosol; phagophore assembly site membrane; extrinsic component of membrane.